Messenger RNA from Dreissena polymorpha, 402 nucleotides. Its product is annotated as protein nemuri-like. Bases 1 to 402 code for a protein of 133 amino acids. NCBI's taxonomy places the organism in Eukaryota, Metazoa, Mollusca, Bivalvia, Myida, Dreissenidae. The transcript has a single exon. The record is from RefSeq and is a predicted model, not a curated record.
AUGAGUUCGUCGUUUGUUCUUCUAUACAUCUAUCCAUCCAUCCGUCCAUACCUCCAUCCAGAAAGAAACUACAGCACAAGAAAGAAAGAGAGAAAAUAUACAGGAAGGAAGAAAGAAGGAAGGAUAGAAGUGAAGGAAGGGAAGGACGGAAGGAAGGAAGGAAGGAAGAAGGAAGGCAGGAAGGUAAGGAAGGACCGGAAGGACGGAAGGAAGGAAGGAAUGACGGAAGGGAACGGAAGUGCAGUGCCGAGCGAAGAAGGGAUAGGAAGGAAGGAAGGAGGAAGGAAGGACGGAAGGAGGGAAGGAAGGACAGGCAGGAAGGCAGGAAGGAAGAAGGAAGGAAGGAGGAAUGAAGGAAGGACGGAGAGAAGAAAGAAAGAAAAGCAAAAGGACAUCAGUUAA